AUGUCAUGGCGCUCGCUGCUCUUCGCAGCUCUGCUUACGGUCUGUAUAGUCGCGAGCAGCAGCCAGGAGACAGGUCUGAACGCCGACUGGGAGGACGAUUACCUGGAGGAGCGGGGAACGGGGCCGAAUCCUCGUCGCCUCCUGGCCUCGGCCUCAACCCUGCCCACCUGCGAGGCCGACAUCUUCUACAAUGUAGUGGAGCUCAACCCACCCAGCAACUUCUCGGCCGUGGUAUCCAUCACCAACAACCGGGAGGUGUCCAUGAGCCACUGGCAGCUGGUGUGGACAUAUGACACCUUCAGCCAUGUCCUGCUCAGCACCACCGAUGGGGCGAUUGCCCUGACGGCAGGCUCCCCCGGCGGGGCGCCCGUGCGCCUGGUAGAUACCUUUACCACCGACGGCAUCGCUCCAGGUGGCGGAGCCUACGCCUUCCUCACCGUCGGCCAGUUUGUACCAUCCGGUCUCUACCCCGACGACUCCCUGCUGGUGAAUUCCGUCAACCUAAACGGCUUGGACUGCAGCCGGGUGUUACCCGACCCCGGCUUGACCCUGGGAUGCAGUCAGGACGACGACGGUUCCUCCGGCGGCACUGUGGCCCAGGGCGGCUGCCGCGCGGUGUACUGCUGCGGCUAUGUGCUGUCCACGCCCGCCGCACUGCCGCCUGCCACCGAGAAUGGUGGCGCGGUGCCUGCGGCGCCGCCCAUCGCCGGCACGCCCACCGCGCCCAUCGAGUCGACCGGAGACACAGACACCGGCGAGGGGUCCGGCUGGCAGGACUCGCCCGGGUCAGCCAUGCCGCUGACCAGCCACGGGACGCUGAGCCAGGCGCUGUCGGUGAACAGCGGCGCCACGCUGACCCUGCCCAACCUGCAGCCCAGCGGCGGGUCGGGCAGCGUGCCCAGCGCCCUGGAGAGGGGACCCAGCGACGCCGGCGCAGCGGUGGCGGAGCUGGGGCGCCUCAAGUCUGCCGACCUGGCCACGCAGGUCACCCUGCAUGACCAGCUGGGCUCGGGCGCCUUUGGCGUCGUCUACCGGGCCGAGUGGAAUGGGCACCCCGUCGCCGUGAAGGUACUGCAGAUGACGUGCCGGACUCACAGCAGUCGCGAACUAGAUAGCUUCAAGCGCGAGGUGGAGGUCCUGUCCACGCUCAAGCACCCCCACAUUGUGUCCUUCCUGGCCGCGUGCACCGUGCCCCCCAACAUCUGCAUCAUCGAGGAGCUGGCGACGGGGGGCAGCCUGCACGCCCGCCUGCACGGCAAGCCGGGGGCCAGGAAGCGGCGGCCGCUCCCCUACCACGAGCUGCUGGGCAUCGCGGCCGGCAUCGCGGAUGCCAUGGUCUACCUGCACCCCAAGGUGGUGCACCGGGACCUCAAGUCGCAGAAUGUGCUGCUGGACGCCGAGGGCCGAGCCCUGGUCUGCGACUUUGGCAUCGCCAAGUUCAAGGACCGGACCUUUGUGAGCACGGCCAACGGGCAGGCCGGCACCCCGGCCUAUAUGGCCCCUGAGAUGUUUGAUGGUGCAGGCAUCACCGAGAAGGUCGACGUCUUUGCCUUUGGCGUGCUGCUGUGGGAGAUGCUGACGGGGGACGUGCCGUGGAGCCACGUGCCCUCCCCCAUGCAGAUCAUCUACUGCGUGGGCGUGAUGGGCCAGCGCCUGCCCCUCCCCCCCGCCUGCCCCCCCGUCCUCCGCGCCCUGAUCGAGGCCUGCUGGGCCGAGACCCCGGAGCAGCGCCCCUCCUUCACCACGGUCCUGGCGGAGCUGCGCGGCGAGGCGGCGGCCCUCACCUCCCUCCCCGCCGCGCUGUCCGACGACGGUGGGGUCAAGGCCCUGCGCGCCAAGCACGCCGCGGCCUCCUCCGGCUCUGAGGCCAGCCCCUUUGCCAGCAUGUCCAACGUGCCCUUUGGCACGUCCACGGGACUGGUGGGGGAGGAGCUCAACGUGCGUUCCAGGAUACCCUCCGCCAUGGUGGACGGGGGUGCGGGAGCAUAG
Molecule: messenger RNA, 1989 nt
Organism: Auxenochlorella protothecoides
Lineage: Eukaryota; Viridiplantae; Chlorophyta; Trebouxiophyceae; Chlorellales; Chlorellaceae
Product: Serine/threonine-protein kinase CTR1
Exons: 10
Coding region: 1-1989 (662 amino acids)
Biological process (GO): protein phosphorylation
Molecular function (GO): protein kinase activity; ATP binding
Source: RefSeq, a predicted model, not a curated record